UUGCCUUUCGCUUGGAUUAUCACAUAUGAAUUGUAAACUUGCCACUUUACAAGAAUACAGUGAUCCCAUGCAUGCAGUCCACGGUUACUCUGAUUCGUCCGAUGAUGAUCGUGCUAAACGAACGAUUAAUUGCAAGGCGUAAGUCUUACGUAUUCAGUUUUAGCCGGAGCAUGGAGUUAAUUAAAGGCUAUGGUUUUCACAUUCGACAUAUGUAACAGUAGAAGAAAUGGUGUCGUUCGUGUGAUAAAAAGUGCACGAGCCAGGUGGAACACGAACCAAAACGACAAUUGCUCAACUUCUACCCAGUGUCAGCUCGAAAUUGACAAAGGCUGAAGUCAAUUGAGCAGAUAAAGAAAUGAACGAGACAAUCGUCGUGACGUUUUGUCAGUGUUCGGACUUAAUAUCAAGAACUUUGAUGAUUGCCACGGCUAUGAUUGGAAGCAUUUUUGGCAAUGGCAUAAUUUGUAUUUUAUUUAUUCGGUUCAAGACGUUGCGUACAGUGCCAAAUAUCCUGAUCGUCAAUUUGGCCAUCAUAGACAUCCUCAAUGGACUCACUAACAUGCCUCUCUUCAUCGUGUGGUACAUUUGCAAGGUGUAUUUCCUCAAGGGUCGUGCACUUUCAUGGUUCAUAGUGACAUGGUAUGUGCUGUUCAUGUACCUGACAGUGGUCAAUCUCACUGUGCUUACAUUGGACCGAUUUGGGGCCAUUGUGUUUGGCUUUCGCUACCAUUCGUGGAAGACGUUAAAAAAGGGAAAAAUAGCAGUACUCUUCGUUUGGGUUCUGGCGGCUGCUUACACGUAUGGCAUGUUUAUACUGGGGCUUAACUUUGAUAUUGGAGAUGCACCUGUGCUCGAGUACAGGAUACACUACUUAAAAAACUUUGGAAGAUAUUUUAUUGUUCCUGGUUAUCUGGUUCCAUUCUCUAUCAUGCUUAUUUUGGGAGUCAUGAUUUGGCGCACAGUAUGCAACCAUAGAAGGAGGUUGUCGACACUCUAUCCACAUUUAAAGCAAGUUAGAAGUGAUGUUAAGACGGCCAAGACAAUUGCCCUGACUGUAUUAGCCUUCCUCAUUCUUGGUGUUCUGCCAAUGGCGUUACACAGCGUCGCAAGAAAGCACGGAACUUGGCUUAAUUUCCUUGCGUAUUUUCUUAUGGAUUUGAACAGCAUGGUUAAUCCUAUCAUUUAUUCGCUAAGGACUCGAAGGUUUCGCAAGGCUUUUUUGCUGUUUCUUAAAGAUCCUUUUGGCACCUCACAACCGCAUAUGACAUCCGUGUCACUACAGCAGAAGAAAAAUACUCGAAAGACAUGAAAGCACAACAGUCAAGUUAAGGAC
This is a messenger RNA of Pocillopora damicornis (cauliflower coral), 1333 nucleotides long. RefSeq names its product trace amine-associated receptor 13c. Gene Ontology annotation, biological process: G protein-coupled receptor signaling pathway. Lineage: Eukaryota; Metazoa; Cnidaria; Anthozoa; Scleractinia; Pocilloporidae. Gene Ontology annotation, molecular function: G protein-coupled receptor activity. Gene Ontology annotation, cellular component: plasma membrane. The record is from RefSeq and is a predicted model, not a curated record.